Molecule: messenger RNA, 843 nt
Organism: Aphanomyces astaci
Lineage: Eukaryota; Oomycota; Saprolegniomycetes; Saprolegniales; Verrucalvaceae
Exons: 8
Coding region: 1-843 (280 amino acids)
Source: RefSeq, a predicted model, not a curated record
AUGGUGUCGCUACACCGCGCUCAUUUUUUCCGUGUUGUGAUUGUCGGCGCCUCCGUCGUGCUGGCGUUCACGGCACAUGCGUAUGUCCUUGCCAAUCACACAAUCGUGGCCAACGUGGUCUUCAUCGUGACGAUCUUUGGGACGUUGGGGUGGGCAUUGGUGGCUUUCACCCGAACAUCGUCACGUUCGGCCUCCGAAUGUCGUGGCUGGCGCAGCGUCGACGUGGUUGAGUGGGAUUUGUGUGCUGCUGACAUGGCCAGUUGGGUCGGUCACAAGUGGGACUUCGGGUAUGUUGACAAGCACGUCGAGGACUUGUCGUCGUCCCAUCGGAACGAUUUCAAGCAAGUUCUUCGCAUGCUUCUAGUGGCGUGCUGCCUUGGAUCUUCGAGGGAUGCGACUGGCGAUUGGGAUCGUCGAGGGAUGCGACACAAGUACCCGGGGCUAUGCUCGGCAUCUUCGACAUCCUUGGGGUCCUUGCUUGUCAUCGCCCCCACUUUGACCAACAUUACCGAAGAUUGGGCCAAGCCCGUCGCCAACACACGGAACACAUUCCACCACACGAUCGCAGUCGCCAUCUCGUUCGACGUCUUGGAGUGGCUGUAUCGAGCCAACAAAGUCGUCAAGGUGCUUCUUGACGAGCGCGAGACCCAGGACGUCGCCGCAACAAGUAGUGCGUCGUGUCGCAACUUGCCACUUCUGCCAAACUUGGGCACGAUCUACGACCACUUGACGGCCAAGCGAUUUAGCAUCAAGGCCAUCAACAUCCAAGUCCAAUACCUCCAGAUCACAACGUAUCUCAGCGGUCACGGCAUGCUGAUGGUUGGCUACAACGAUGCGCUCUGA